Molecule: messenger RNA, 345 nt
Organism: Pyricularia oryzae 70-15
Lineage: Eukaryota; Fungi; Ascomycota; Sordariomycetes; Magnaporthales; Pyriculariaceae
Exons: 2
Coding region: 1-345 (114 amino acids)
Source: RefSeq, a predicted model, not a curated record
AUGGCCAAAUCAGGCCAUGAGGCGAUCAGGCCAUGCGGGUGCACAGCUUCUCCAGGCUGGUUCAGCCCAGCCCAGCUUCAGCCCUUCCCUUGUCCGGACCUCAGCUUCCAUCCCUUCUCGUACCGGCGAGCUUUUCUCAGCUGUACUAUAGUAUCUCUGCUCACCACCAGGAAAGAAAUCACCAAACCACUCGCUUCGCUUCUGCCUCCCGCCCCUCCUUUUCCCACAACCCUUCUCUCCUCAAAACAGCAAUUCGUGGGAAGUUGCCGGUGCGUCCACGUGGCCGGUGCACACCCUUCUUCGGCCCAUGUUCUGCAUUUGGAGAACAUGCCGCAUAUCCUUUAG